Messenger RNA from Anopheles moucheti, 2322 nucleotides. RefSeq names its product putative protein TPRXL. Lineage: Eukaryota; Metazoa; Arthropoda; Insecta; Diptera; Culicidae. Gene Ontology annotation, molecular function: protein binding. Bases 215 to 1273 code for a protein of 352 amino acids. The transcript is spliced from 5 exons. The record is from RefSeq and is a predicted model, not a curated record.
GAUCAAAGGAGCUCUGUUUUGUUUUCGCAAAAUCGGCAACAAACCUUUUCCCUUCCACCAAAGAACAACAACAAAAUCAGCCUCUUAAAAAAGGAUAAUCAACUACAGGGAACUGCUUUGCGAUUCAACCCGUGGCCCGUGAAAAGCUGGCGAAAAAAGUGUAAAUUAUGUGCGCCAUGCUUUAAUAAACUUUAAAUUUGCACCGUCUGUAUCGAUGUGCUGUGCGCCGAUGUCUGAUUAUUGUACGAAAAUGGCUCUUCUGGACGAUACCAACGGUAACACGGUUAACAUAAACAACCAGCCUGUUGCGGAAGCUGCCGGGGACGGGUGUACCGUUGGUGCGGCGAUGGCACCAACAACAGCCAAUUCCGUCACGAUGCUACACUCACCGUCGAACGACGAUCUGAGCCAAAGUUUGUCCGAGUACACGGACGCCGAUGAAAGCAUAUCAGCCCCAACCGAACUGUUGGCGGAAUUCCUGUCGGCCAUUAUGAUCCGUGACUAUGUAAAUGCGCUUAAGUACUGCAAGCAGAUACUACAGUACGAGCCCAACAAUACGACUGCACGCGAUUUUUACCCACACAUCCUUUCCAAAAUCAGUGAAAUGCAGAGCAACGAGCUGUCGGGUGAGAGUGACGAAAACUACAACUUCAACUGCAGCUCACCUUUAGCUUCAUCAGCUUCGUCGCCAUCUUCCCGUUCCGUUUCCUCGUCGCCGGCAUCGUCCCGUUCGUCCUGCUCCUCAUCUUCAUCGUCCUCAUCCGGUUGCGAUAACAUCGACGAAGUUAUCAUGGUGUGCAGCAGCGACAGUGACGAAUCGUCCGAGGCGUGCUGCUCGUUUCCGGAUUCGAUUGGCAAUGAGGACGAGGGUGUGAAAGGCUACAUUCCACAGCAGGAAGCACCGGAAGCAGCUGAAGGUGACAGCUCUCUUCCGUUGGUGCAGGAAGCGGCAAUAGCGGUCGGGACGGUUGCAUUGACAGGUUCCCGUUCGCUGAGUGACAACAACACGUCCCAGUCUUACUCGAGUCUGCUGCUGGAGGACGAGGAAAAGGACCUUACCCUGUCCGACAUUUCGAAUCUCAACAUCGAGGAGGAUGAAACAUCGAACGAUUGUGGCGGUUCGCUGGAGAACAGCUACACACCGCUGGACGUGACUGCGCCGGUGGUAAAACCGGUCCCGACGACGAAUCUUGCUUCUGCCACGGUAUUUGCCUCACGGCUUGUGGCAAUGCUACGGUCUAAAGUAAUACCAUCCAAGGCGGCAGGCGAUUGAUUCAUUUGAGCGCAACGCGCCUACAGCUAGUACAGGUGCAGUGUAAUGCAACUUUCGGUAGAUUGUUUUGCGUUUCGCUUCGUUUAUAGAUCUCAGUACGGCUUGGCGUGCGGGAUAUGUUGAAACAGUCCCGCAUCCUUCGUAUGCUAUUUAGAAAAGUACAACCCAAGAACUAAAUAUGAUUCGUACAAAAAACACUCUGAUACACUGACUAUAUAGCUUAAGAGCACCUAGACUAGUUCAGUAUUUAUUUGAAAACUUAUACGUAUUUAAGCGACGCUCUUAUCGGAAGAUAUUAGGUGGGUGAUGAGAAGAUUUGCACAUUUGCUUCCUAUCUUUCCCGUCCAGCCAAUUUGUGCUCUAAUUUUGACGUAUUUGUUUUGUCCUGCUACUAGUUCGCUUUCGGCAGCAGAUAUUCAGUGCUGAGUGGUUUUCGUAUCAUAUUUCGCAUUUCUCCUUUACAUAUUUAUAUACCCAGUAUUCAGUCUCAUCAUUAUACAAGCAAGGGAAGCAAAACGGAGGGUAAACACGAAUAUAUGAAUUCCUGUUGCGAUGCAAAUCAACGAGAUAUGAAGGGAACAAGUAGAUCGACCUUAGCUACAUUAGGUACGUACAGCUGAAGAAAGAAAACAAACCAAACCAUUCCAAACACCUAGUCAACAUACACAACCGUAUUCGUAACAAUCGUUUUCGUUACACCAUUAUUACUACACACGUACAUCAGAAUGCGUACGAGAUCUCUUAAAGACUUAGGUAUACUUCCGUACAGUAUCCUUCAUUCGGGGAAAAGGGCAACGUGCAGGAUAAAUAGUGAACAUUUAGCCUCUGAAGCGCGGACGAAAAACACGGUAUACACGAGCAAAAUAAUACACAACAAAAAAAAACAGAAAAAGGAAACAAUAUUUUAUAUUUGUAGUGAUAUAAGGAUAUGUAUUUGUUUUGUGGAAACAGGCCAGAGAACAAAGCAAACAAAAUGGUACUAAUCAUACAUAUUUGUGCACUAGUCAUCGUUGUAUAAUUGUGUGAACAAUGAAUCGGAAAAGGAAAUA